Messenger RNA from Aspergillus steynii IBT 23096, 2515 nucleotides. Its product is annotated as ELMO/CED-12 family protein. The coding region runs from base 256 to 2346 and encodes 696 amino acids. Gene Ontology annotation, cellular component: plasma membrane. The record is from RefSeq and is a predicted model, not a curated record. The transcript has 3 exons. Gene Ontology annotation, biological process: cell motility; actin filament organization. Lineage: Eukaryota; Fungi; Ascomycota; Eurotiomycetes; Eurotiales; Aspergillaceae.
UCUCUAUCUCCUGAUAUCCCCUGCCAUGCAUGCAUGUGCCGGCCGUUUUGGAAAACUCCCCCCCACCCGCCGCCGCGGCAUGCGCAUACGACCUCUUAUCGAAUAACUCUUCGCCCAUAUCAAUCAUCGUCAUCUUUUACUUAACCUUGCUCCUCCCGUGUCAUCAUAAAACCCAUUUAGUUGUUGGCGCUGGCAUAGCCGAGAGGCUCUGAGGAAGUCGUGGAUGUCCAUAUAGCGAGUGCGAAACCUUGCAAAAUGGACAACAUUUCUGAAAUUGUCGAAAGACUUGGUAGCGACGAAGAUGCCGUCCGAAAAAUGGCCGUCUUUAAACUGCAGAGCCUGAUCGGGGAUCCAUCGUUCGCAGACGUCUUUAUCAUGGAGGGUGGACUGGCCAAAUUACGAUUCCUCACCCUACAUACCAGCGGCAACACUCUGGCAUAUAGCUUAACCAGCUUGGCUAGACUGCUUGAGGUGGAUAAAGGGUGGGAUUUCAUAGAUCAGGAGGUGGUUGAGAGAAUUGUCGAGCUCAUCGUAACUCAUCCCCUCGUUAACAUCCUGCGCGGCGCAAUGUCUAUACUGGUCUCGAUUGUAUCACACCCUCAUACGGGAGGUCGCUUAUCCCAAAGCGGCACUUUUGGCUUUCACGCUCUGAAUCCCGCGAUCGCCGCCUAUCCACAGUUUUUAGAAAUGCUUGUGACCCGGUUAUCGUCGGCAGACCAUGCCCUAUGCGCCAAUGCGCUUCAAUUAAUAAACUCGCUUAUGCGCGACUCCAUUACGAAUGAUUCGGAAUUGCAGUGGCCAAAAUUCAUCCAGAAACUACAAGACCUGGGCGUGAUUAAGGCUGUUUACGCGCUCAUGCAAGGCACAACCUUGCAGGAUCACGCCCACCCUCUAAUCGAGUUCCAGUCGCUCACCAAAGUUCUUCUGAGAAAGUGGCGAGACAUUCCUCUAGACACGGAAAACGCAGAACAUAGGAGAGCGCUGAAAGGGAUACAUCUCGCUAGUCAACCUGAAAAGAAUCUGGACAAAGGGGCCGAUGAUGUAAAUGAGAUGCGGCGGUCCAAGAAGCAUCACUCGGACAAGUGGAGGCGACUUGGAUUUGAGUCCGAAAGCCCGGCCGCCCAAUUCGAAAAAACGGGGUUCUUGGGAAUGAUGGAUCUCGCCGAUUACGUUAGAAGCCAUCAAGAUGAGUUUCAGAAAAUGCUCCUAGAGCAGUCGACAAAGCCAAUUCAGGAACGGUGUCCGAUUGCCCGAGCUUCAUUGUCUGUCACGUCCGUUUUGUACGAGCAUUUUGAAGUGGACAAAUCGGAAAUCGAAGAUGCCAAGAGCUAUUUGAUCUUGGAGUCUCGCUCAAACCUUGACAAGUUGUUUAACCCUCUCCUGCUGCAUUGGACUCGACUGCACGUUGCGGGUCUACACGCGUUCUUCCGUUUGUGGAAGGCAACCGGGGCGGAGGUCGAAGACUACGACAAGAUUGUCGAGCUUGUUCGUAUUCUUGUCGAAUCUGCUGUCGGUGGGGCGUCUCGAACAAAAGACGUGCAAGAUGUGGAAGAGGAACUCGCCGAUUUCGAGUAUAAUCGUUUGCGUGAGUUGCAGAUGGAAUUACUGGAGCUUACCUAUGAAGAUGUUUGGGGUCAGCAUCUACGCCAGGUGAGGGAGGAGUUGCAUAAUGAGGUUCUGCAAUUUACCAAGGAACAAAGGAUCCGGUGUCUUUUACAAGGCAGUUGGUUCCCGAACGAGGGAACUUCUAAGUCUGACAUACGUAUGCCGAAAGAGCUUUCAUGGAAGUUUGUCCAGCUUUCACACAAUCGGCGAUUCUUACAUUUUGGUGAUUUCGACUCCAGAGGAAACAGCAAUCCCGAGCUUGACACCUUGCCAGAGAAAAUUGAUCUGUCGAUCGUAUCCUCGGUGGUCUCCAACGUUUCGGCGUCGUCCAACAACUCGUCAUCUUCAACCAUAAAGAGCAUGCUGCAGCAUCCCUCUACGAAAAUCAGCAUUCACGGAUAUAUGCAAGCCCACUCGACGACGGGCGAGCCUAGGAAGGCAAACGGCCACGAUCGUUCCGUCAGCAGAACAACACAGAGCGAGACUGUGUUACUGAGCCUUCGUCCUCAGUCCCCUAGUAUUGCGUCUGAGUGGCUCGACGGCUUGCUCAUGCUUCUGAGUCAACAGCCUAUCACGUCAGAAACUGGUAAAUUGGUGAAAUCAGUGAGUGAUUACGGGUUGAAAAUUCGUUUAUUGAAUAUCAGGUUCGACGAUGCCGUUUUCGCAGGCGAAGCUCCUAAUGUUCCAUCUCGGGAAGGUUUAGAUGACGAUUAUUACUACGACCUUUUCGGGGGCAGCUAACCGCACCGCGCUUUUCCAAAUCGCAUGCACAGACAUCUUCUUUUUAUAUGUAAUAUACAGCGUUUUAUUACGUCAAAUAGGGCGGUUAGGCGUAUCCUGAAUUCCUUAAAUGCCUACCGUACCUUAAGGUACUACCUUGGUACCCUGUACCAACAUGAAAAGAUGGCCU